Molecule: messenger RNA, 512 nt
Organism: Arabidopsis arenosa
Lineage: Eukaryota; Viridiplantae; Streptophyta; Magnoliopsida; Brassicales; Brassicaceae
Source: the annotation of a GenBank genome assembly
GAUUCGCCAUUUCUCUAGUCUCGUCUCUCAGAAAUCGUUGAUUCAUCUUCUACCUUACACUUUAGUUGAGGGAGCUAUUAUGGGGAGAAAGGCUGGAAAUUUGUACAUAAACCCGAAAAAGCUCGGGAAUCUGGCGAAACCGUGCAUGAAGGAAAUGGUGUCGUUCUUGAACUGUAUGGCGCUUAACAAUAUCAAAGAUGAUAAAUGUGAGAAACAGAAGCAACUCCUGAGUGUUUGUAUGCAGGGCCAGUCGGAUCAUAAGAACAAGUCUUGGGGUAACAUUAACUACCAUUUGCAGAGGCUAACCCGUGGAAGAAAGUAAUCUAAGCAUGGAUCUUGUUAUCGAUAGACCGAUAGAUUAUUCCGUGGUUGAUCUCUUCAUUUGUCUCUCUGUUCUUUGACGUAUUUCAUACGUACAAGUUACUGGCAUGUAGAAGAACUUUUGGACACAUUGUUCAUCGAGAGAAAGGAUUUUUGGUCUCUCUGUUUUGCAAUAAAUAUAUCUUCUGGGU